AUGAGUGAAAAGAAAGUGUAUGCAAGCCAUAAAGGCUCAAAAAUAUCGUAUCAGACGCGGCGACGGAGCAACGUGAAGAAACGACGACCGUUGAACAGAUAUGAAGCGGAGGAAGAUUCGGCCGGUGUCAGCGCUUCGGCAAAGAAAUUGAAAGUGGAUACUGACGAUAUCGAUAUACAAAGUGAAGCCAUUAGACCAAUCUACGAGGAUUUGAGCCGUAACGAGUUGCUGAAUCGUUGCUUGGGAGGCUAUACGCAGAACAGCAACGAAAGUUUCAAUUCUACAGUGUGGCACUUGGCUCCUAAAAAUUAUUCAAGCGGAAAGAAAAUAUUACAAAUAGCAAGUGACAUUGCUGUUUGUAAUUUUAAUGAUGGACUGAUAAACGUUUUAAGAAUAAUGAAAGCGAUGGACAUGAACAUUGGACCACAAUCCUACAAUUUUUGCUUAGAGGCGGACGCUACUCGAAUACAACGCGCGGAGCGCUCUUUGACGGACGCAGCAAAAGAGGCUCGCUCUGGCAUAAAAGCGUCCAGAAAAGAAAAGGAGGAGGAGUUUAGCAACCUGGAAGGUCAGCUUUACGGUGCUGGAAUAGCAGAUUAAAGACUAAUUUUUGCUGCACUUCUACUGCGUGCCGCGGAG
Mycetomoellerius zeteki is the source of this 639-nucleotide messenger RNA. RefSeq lists its product as uncharacterized. The record is from RefSeq and is a predicted model, not a curated record. The transcript has 2 exons. NCBI's taxonomy places the organism in Eukaryota, Metazoa, Arthropoda, Insecta, Hymenoptera, Formicidae. Bases 1 to 600 code for a protein of 199 amino acids.